GCGCGAGCGCUGGACACAUCCGCGUCUGACAGAUCUGAGGCAACACACUGACAUAAAGGUCCUGUGAACUCAUGAUGGUGCAGACACCAAGAGCUAAAUCUUCUCUAAAGGAUGAAGAUCAGAGAUCAGAGAAUAUAUAAUCGUGUGUUUAUUUGUCCUGUAAACGUAAAAGGAUCUUGUUGGACAUCCAUCUGGAUGGUCUGAACCAGGAUGGCCAAGCUGUUCUACAGACUACAGCACUUUUUAAGGCGGGCUCAGCUGCUUCUGUUUUUUCUGGGUGUGGCUUACAUCAUGGCAGGAAGCGUGUUACUGCUUCAGCGCUCCAUUGUGGUAACAUUUCAGAAAGAAAUAGAUACCGCGGCGCUACCUUCACUACCAGCGCCACCUAGAUCCAUGGAGGUACAUGCUGCCAGGUGGUUGUACAGGAGGACUGUCAUCCAAGAGAUGGACAACCAACCUUUUGUUCAGACAGAAAACAGAAAGGACCAGAAGCACCUCGGAUCUCGUAAUCUGGAGAUCAGGCAUCUGAGACGCCACUGGUUCCAUGGUAAUGCUGAACAGAAAAGCUCUUCUGAACAUAGUCUGUCACAUAAGAAAGCCAGUCAUAAAGGGACCUACGUCGGAUGUUUUAUAAACAAUGAAACAGAGCAUGCACUCAGCGGGACCGUUCUUUAUGAUUUCCGCAAAAUGACCAGCGCCUUGUGUCAGGACACCUGCUCUGAGAGUGGGUUCCGGUAUGCUGGGUUGGAGUAUGGAGCGGAGUGCCAUUGUGGAAAUCGGGUCUGUGCCCAGCGGGCUCGGGGUGAGGACUGUAAUCUGGAUUGCCGUGGAGAGAAGGGAUCCCCCUGUGGAGGGGUGGGACGCAUGUCUGUUUACAGAGUUGAGGAUCGACUUCCAGGACAGAGGAGAUACAGAACUGUUCACUACCACGGCUGUUUCAAGAAGCCAAAGAACUCUACUGCUGACUUCCUGAUCCAGACCUCUGGGCCGACACACACGCCUCAGCAGUGUAUCGAGACCUGUACAGAUCAGGACCUGCCAUUGGCCCUUUUGAGAGGGCACGACUGUUUCUGCAGCCAUGUCCCGUUUCUCUUCACAGUCCAUAUGAGUGAACAGGAAUACAUGUGUGAGAGGGGCAACCAGACAAAUCACACCUCUCCUUAUGACCUUGACUACUACUGGGUGUACAGUACUCCUGUGCUAGAUGCAACGUGCAAAGAAAGGAGAUUUUUGCCCCAGAAGUCCAGCACUCUCGUGGCCCUGUCCAGCUUUCCAGGGGCAGGAAACACCUGGUUACGCCACCUGAUUGAACUCGCCACUGGAUUCUACACCGGCAGCUAUUACUUUGAUGGAUCUCUGUACAACAAAGGUUUUAAAGGAGAGAAGGAUUACUGGCAGAGCGGGAGAGUCAUCUGUGUCAAGACUCAUGAAAGCGGCCAGAGAGAGAUCGAAAUGUUCGACUCAGCCAUCCUGCUGAUGCGAAACCCCUAUCGUUCUCUAAUGGCAGAGUUCAACCGCAAGUGUGCCGGACACCUGGGCUAUGCGUCAGAUGUUCACUGGAGGAGCAAAGAGUGGUCAGAGUUUGUAGACAGCUAUUCAUCCUGGUGGGUGUCUCACGCUCUGACCUGGUUGCGGUUUGCCCACCGCCUGCUGGUGGUACACUUUGAAAAUCUACAGAAAGAUCUAGUCCCUCAGUUAAAGACCAUCAGCGCUUUUCUGAACACCAGCAUUUCCGAGGAAAGACUUCUGUGCACAGAGAGCAACAGAGACGGCCAUUUUAAACGCUCUGGAUCUCGUAGCCUGACCUUUGACCCCUUCACCCCUGAGAUGAGAGCUCGUAUAGACGAAUACAUCCGCACGGUAGAUAAAGCCCUCAGAGACAGAAACCUCAGCGGCUUGCCACAGGAGUUCAUGCCCAGGUGAGGAUUUGUGAACGCAGCUGCUGCCCUCUGCUGGAGGGAGGACACAGAAACACAAAGUGCCUGAGUAAAAACACAACUGAGUUUUUGCUGUCUGUUGUUUUAUUUGUGGUUUAUAUUUGUGGUUGC
Molecule: messenger RNA, 2048 nt
Organism: Sinocyclocheilus rhinocerous
Lineage: Eukaryota; Metazoa; Chordata; Actinopteri; Cypriniformes; Cyprinidae
Gene: wscd1b
Product: WSC domain containing 1b
Exons: 9
Coding region: 211-1923 (570 amino acids)
Molecular function (GO): sulfotransferase activity
Source: RefSeq, a predicted model, not a curated record